GUUAAGCAGCGUAUUUCCUCACUAUCACCAAGGUAAAAACAACAAAUCGAGAGUUGGAAUUUUAGAACUCAGUAAGAAAAACCCACACAGAUCUUAUGGGUUUUCGGUCUUGAAGUUGAAGAUGUGGGUAUCUACUUAAAACAGCUAAUCUAAAUCAGGAAUUUCGUUUUCUGACACCGACCUAACCAAAAGUUCGGUUCUUUCAGAGGCUAUUGGGUGUUGUCAGAUUUGGGUAUGGCUUGUAUGUUACUGAGAUGAAUUUUGGGUUAAGAAAUGUUGUUGUAUUUGUUAUCAGUAGAUGUAAAUUCAGCAAUUUUUGUGAAAAUUUUAGCUUUUUCUUCAGUGGAGAUGUGUUAGAAGAGAAGUAAGACAUGCAUAUAGAUCUAUAGUGCUGAAGGUUUUAUUUGCUAUAUAAACUGUUGUAUUUUUGUUUGGAAGAUAUUAUAAUGGAACAAUUCCAAGGGCGAGACUCAACUCCACGGGCUGGGUCGAUUGAUAAAUCCAGGGUUUUGGAGAUAAAGCCAUUGCGGUGUCUUGUUCCAAUAUUCCCCUCUCAACCAAAUUUUACUUCAUUCAAUACACCUCAGGGUGCUGCCCCCUUUGUUUGUUCCAGCCCAUCUGGUCCUUUCCCUCCUGGGGCUACAUCUUUCUUUCCAUUUUUUGGUGCACCGGGGUCUCAAGGGACCUCUGGACAUAACCCGCAAACUACACCUGGUCAAACUCCACCUUUUCCCUUCAACACACCCGUGUCAGAUGCAGUGCCCAUCACUUCUUUUCGGGCAUCGUCUCCUCCAAGAGCUGGAGCCACUUCUUAUCAUCAUUCAAGAGCUGCAAAUGGAGAUACAACAUCAUCUGGGAGGGUCACCAGAAGAAGUGCUAAAUCACAACUUCAAGAUGGUGUUGCAGGGGAAGCUGGGAACGGUAAUGCUGAGGGGGAAAGGACUAGGUUCCGGAAAAAGGGUUCUAUGGAUCCAGAAGUAGAUGAUAUUCUCACAUCUUUUAAUAUCAUAGAAUUCAAUUCCGCUAGGCAAAAUGAUGGUGACAAGGACUCAGUUGAAUAUGUACUACUGAUAUUUGAUUUACUACGAAGGAAGAUUGCACAGAUUGAAGACUCAAAGGUCUCCUCCCCUGGAGUAAUCAAACGCCCUGACCUAAGAGCUGGUACAUUCUUGAUGACAAAAAAUAUACGAACAAAUGCUACGAAGAGAAUGGGAUCUGUGCCUGGAGUUGAAGUUGGGGAUAUUUUCUUUUUCAGGUUUGAGCUUUGCUUGGUGGGAUUGCAUUCACCAUCAAUGGCUGGAAUUGAUUAUCUUAGGGUGAAUCUGCAAGAAGAGCCUGUAGCUGUCAGCGUUGUUUCAUCUGGAGGAUACGAGGAUGAUGUAGAGGACGGGAAUGUAUUAAUAUACAGUGGUCAAGGUGGGAAUCUAAAUAUAGAUCAGAAGCUUGAAAGGGGUAAUCUUGCUUUGAAGAAUGGCUUGGACAGGGGUAAUGAAGUGAGAGUAAUCCGGGGUGUGAAGGAUCUAGCAAGUCUUGGGAAAGUUUAUGUCUACGACGGUCUUUAUAAAGUUGAGGAGUCAUGGGUGGAAAAAGGAAGAUCUGGUUGCAAUGUGUUUAAGUUUAAAUUAAUUAGACUCCGUGGUCAGCCUGAAGCAUUCACGACGUGGAAAUUGAUUCAGCAAUGGAAAGAUGGCAUCUCUUCAAGAAUUGGGGUUAUCUUGCCUGAUCUUACUUCUGGGGCUGAGAGUUUACCUGUUUCCCUGGUAAAUGAGGUUGACAAUGAGAAGGGCCCAGAAUACUUCACGUAUUUUUCCACUAUCAAGUAUUCAAAAGAAGCAAAUUCAGCAGAUUCUUCUAGUGGCUGUGCCUGUGCUGGUGGUUGUCUGCCUGGUAAUCUGAACUGUUAUUGCAUUCAGAAAAAUGGAGGCUAUCUUCCAUAUGUUGCAAAUGGGGUUGUUGCAAACGCAGGGCAAUUAAUUUAUGAGUGUGGACCUUCCUGCCUGUGCCCUCCUAAUUGCAAGAACCGAGUAUCCCAAGGAGGCUUGAAAGUUCGCUUCGAAGUUUUUAAAACUAAGGAUAAAGGUUGGGGUUUGCGAUCCUGGGACCCCAUUCGAGGCGGAGCUUAUAUAUGUGAAUAUGCAGGGGAAGCCAUUGAUAAUUCUAAGGUCGAGGCUCUACACAGUGACAUGGAUGAUUACCUUUUUGAUGCUACCCGCUCUUGUCCUCCGAUCCUGCCCAGUGAUUCCAAUGAGGCUCCAAAGUUGCCAUUUCCUUUAGCUAUUAGUGCAAAGAAUAUUGGGAAUGUAGCUCGUUUUAUGAAUCACAGUUGCUCUCCGAAUGUAAUCUGGCAGCCGGUUUUACGCACAAACAAUAGGGAGUCGGAUCUCCAUGUUGCGUUUCAUGCCGUUAGACACAUCCCUCCAAUGACUGAGUUAACAUAUGAUUAUGGGAUGGUCCCGCCUGAAGAAAUGGGCAGGCAGAAGAAACUUUGCUUAUGUGGGUCUUCAAAGUGCAGAGGAUUUUUCCAUUGAAGCUAUGCUUACUGGAUAAUUUCGAUGUGGAUUGUCCUUUGUAACUUGAGCCUCAGAGGGAAGAUGUAUCAAGAUGGAUAGUUAGCAUGUUCAAUGGUGCAAAGUUUGAACUCCUUUGAUCUGUUUUGCUUCUGAUGUCCCUAUACUGUGGUGAGCCUGUUUCUUUGUCAAAAAAUGAUAUCCCGAUGGGAGAAUUUGUUGGUUAUGGUCUGAUUCUUCUUCCUGGCUAAAAUGGAAUUUGUAGUUGUCCGGUUUGAUGCGAGAAAAGCAGUUGGCAUGAGUUGAUGGCGCGAUAGCUGAUUGCAGGGGACUUAUGGUUUUGGAUCAAGUAGGAUGCAAGUUUGUAUUUGUACUGAAGAUGAAUGAAAAGGCUGUGUACAAAAAUUCCUUA
Tripterygium wilfordii is the source of this 2919-nucleotide messenger RNA. RefSeq names its product histone-lysine N-methyltransferase, H3 lysine-9 specific SUVH1-like. Bases 447 to 2528 code for a protein of 693 amino acids. Gene Ontology annotation, molecular function: zinc ion binding; protein binding; histone methyltransferase activity. Gene Ontology annotation, cellular component: nucleus. NCBI's taxonomy places the organism in Eukaryota, Viridiplantae, Streptophyta, Magnoliopsida, Celastrales, Celastraceae. The record is from RefSeq and is a predicted model, not a curated record. The transcript has 3 exons.